UCCAUAAACAAUUAACAAACACGAAGGUGCGCGUCGGUUUCACAUUUUCUUUUGUUAUAUUUAUAAUAAUUAAAAAUAAUUAUUUUGUAUAUCAAAUCAGAUUUAGUACCUGAAUGAAUGUGUGCAGCAGGUGAAAUAAGUAUUUAAAUAUUUUCUUAACUUGAAUUUUGGAAAGGAGAGGUUAUUCUAUCCCGCAGCAACAUGGUUCAGGCAGCAGAAGAAACGGAGCAGCCUGAUCUGCCACAAGCUGUCAAUUUAUUAAAAGAAAUGAACAUGAAUGUACAACAAGUCUCACAACUUGUGGACAAUAUGCUACUUCGUGUCAAGACUGGAGAAAUCACUACUGACAAAGGAUUGAGUUUCUUAGAAAUGAAGUACCAAAUGCUUCUCAGCUACUUGAUAAACUUGACAUACAUUGUAUUAAGGAAAUGCUCUGGUGAAAAGAUUGACUCUGAUCCAUCGAUUGAUAGGCUCAUUGAGAUUCGAACUGUGCUUGAAAAGAUUCGUCCUGUAGAUUCUAAAUUAAAAUACCAAAUUGAUAAGCUUGUCAAGACUGCAGCAGUAGGUUCCACCACUGAAGAAGACCCACAGUCAUUUAGAGCUAUUCCUGCUAAUUUAGUUAGUAAGAUUGAUGAUGAGGAGGAUGAUUCUAGUGAUGCCUUAGAAGAUGAUGAAGUUAAGAAGGAUUCUAGUAAGACUAAUAUAUAUGUCCCUCCCAAACUGGCAGCUGUACAUUUUGAAGAGAGCACAUCCAGGGCUGGUAGUGACAAGAAGAAUAAAGAGAGGUCAAAGAAACAGUUCCUUAAUUCCAGAGUUAUGAGUGAAUUGCGAGAAGAGUAUUCAGAGGCACCAAUGGAAGUCACUACAGGGAAUCAUGUAAAGCACUCAAUAUCCAAACAAGAACAGGAACGGAUUGAAUAUGAAGAAAAUUACCUCACCAGACUUCCUGUCUCUAAAGCUGAGAAAAACCGCAGGAAAAAGUUGACAACAGUUGGCAUGUUGGCAGAAGAAAUCACAGGGACUAGUAGUAAUCGCACCUCAACUAAACGUAAAUUUAAGUCCAAGAAAGGAAAAAGUUUUAAGAGAAAGCGUACUCACUAAAGAUAUUUUCUAUGAUUUUUUAAGUUUAACUUAUUCCGUUUUAUAUUUUUACAUGUUUAGAUAUUAUAGUUUAAGGGCUAAUUUUUUCGAACUAGAUUGACAGAUUCGAAAAACAGGAGUAAUUCUAGUAAUUUAAGAUACUUUGCUAAAAAGUAACUGCACUACCACAGUUCUUUAUUACAUUGAGUUCAAAUAAUGUAACAGGGUAAAUUGAUAAUACCUACACAUGAUUUACAUGCAAAUACUUGCAGUGGCCUUAUUAUGUUAAAAUAAAACAAAUUAUUUAAUUUUGAAUGCAUAAAUUGCUUUCUACAUUUUUUAAUUUGUCAAUAAUGAAGCUUUCAGUGAUUUAAAUAGUUAAUAUGAUGUUGCUAAAAUAGACUCAAUACAAAUCUAAUAUAAAAACAAAUGCAUUUAAAUAAUACGUAGAUUUUUAAUCAUAGCAGAGGUUUGUUGAUAAUGAUAAAACAACAUUGUUAAAAUGUAUUACAAACAAAUACAUACCUACAUUAUGUUAAGUUAAUACUUUGUUGGAUUUAAGUUUUUUUUGUUGUGUUUUAUUAAUUUCAUUAUGCAUGUUCUAUUAUUUUUUCUUGACAUAAAGUGGUUUGAAUUAAA
This is a messenger RNA of Cydia fagiglandana, 1719 nucleotides long. RefSeq names its product neuroguidin. Bases 202 to 1101 code for a protein of 299 amino acids. Lineage: Eukaryota; Metazoa; Arthropoda; Insecta; Lepidoptera; Tortricidae. Gene Ontology annotation, biological process: maturation of SSU-rRNA from tricistronic rRNA transcript (SSU-rRNA, 5.8S rRNA, LSU-rRNA). The record is from RefSeq and is a predicted model, not a curated record. Gene Ontology annotation, cellular component: small-subunit processome; nucleolus. The transcript is spliced from 2 exons.